This is a messenger RNA of Drosophila busckii, 2847 nucleotides long. It is a transcript of the gene tkv, whose product is annotated as bone morphogenetic protein receptor type-1B. Bases 767 to 2287 code for a protein of 506 amino acids. The record is from RefSeq and is a predicted model, not a curated record. Gene Ontology annotation, cellular component: signaling receptor complex; plasma membrane. The transcript has 3 exons. NCBI's taxonomy places the organism in Eukaryota, Metazoa, Arthropoda, Insecta, Diptera, Drosophilidae. Gene Ontology annotation, molecular function: ATP binding; transforming growth factor beta receptor activity, type I; SMAD binding. Gene Ontology annotation, biological process: dorsal/ventral pattern formation; BMP signaling pathway; cellular response to growth factor stimulus.
ACAAAUGACAAGCGCAUUAAAUGCUAAAGUGAACAAUAUAUAUAUGUGUAUGUGCCUGUGUGUGUGUGUUUAGUGUGGAGCAAAACGUUGCCAGGAUAUGCGUAUUGAAUUUCACCUGAUUUGUAUUGCCACCUUUCGUAUAUAAUUAUAAUCAACGUGAUCACGCGCUCACACCAGCGCGACAACAACAACAACAACAACAAAACCAACACCAGCAACAAGUCGCCAGCUUCAGUCUCAGCUGCAGUAGCUCAGCUCAGCAUCAAGUUUGCCAAAAACCCAUAAUUUUUGUUUUUUUUUGCACAAACCUUCAGUCUGUGGCUUUGGCCUUUGAGGGGCCAAGGGAUUCAGUUUGAUGGUGUCGCCGGCUUGACCGACGCCAACCCAAACGGGGCGCAAUAAACUAACUAAAGCGAACUCCAGAGCCAGAGCCAGAGCCCGCAGCUUAAACUUCGCCAACGAAGCAAAGCAAAGGAGCAGCAAUUCCAGUUCUCGUUCUCGAUCUUUAAGUUGAACGGCUCGUGGAUCGACGACGACGCUGCUGCCUCUGCCGCUGCCGCAUUUAUUGUUUUGUUGCACACACACGGGGCAACUGUCUGAGAGGCUGAGAGGCAGCAACUGGCCCCAACACCCGAGGAACAACAACAACAACAACAACAGCCUUUGAGGUUGCUGCUACGUAUAAAAAUCAUCAAGCGCUUUUGUUGUUAUUAUUGCUGUUGCUGCUGCUGCUGCGCCGCUGCUUGUUGUUGUUGCAACUCCAGACAUGGCGCCGAAAUCCAGAAAGAAGAAGGCUCAUGUGUCACGUUCGCUGACUUGCUACUGCGAAGGCAGCUGCCCGAAUAAUGUGAGCAAUGGAACCUGCGAGACCAAGAGCAGCUGCUUCAGCUCGGUGCAGGAAGUUUAUGAUGAGACCACAAACAGCUACGAGGAGGAGCGCACCUACGGCUGCAUGCCACCGGAAGAUAAUGGCGGCUUCCUAAUGUGCAAAGUGGCCGCCUCGCAGGUGCAUGGCAAGCACAUCGUCUGCUGCGAUAACGAGGAUCUGUGCAAUCGAAAUCUGCAGCCAGCGUUUACGCCCAAGCUGACGACGCCUUCGCCGGAUUUGCCCGUGAGCAGCGAAUCGAUGCAGACAUUUAUGCUGCUGGGCUCGGUGGUCAUGUGCGCCUUUGUGCUGACUGUGGUGCUGCUCAUAGUUUGUUUGAUCUACAAGCGACGUGAGAAGCAGCGCAAGCCACGCCUCAUCAAUUCGAUGUGCAACUCGCAGUUGUCGCCGCUGUCGCAGCUGGUGGAGCAGAGCUCGGGCUCGGGCUCGGGACUGCCGCUGCUGGUGCAACGCACCAUAGCAAAGCAAAUACAAAUGGUGCGGCUGGUGGGCAAGGGACGCUACGGCGAAGUGUGGCUGGCCAAGUGGCGCGACGAGCGUGUGGCAGUCAAGACUUUCUUCACCACCGAGGAGGCUUCGUGGUUUCGUGAAACGGAAAUCUAUCAAACGGUGCUGAUGCGUCAUGAGAACAUAUUGGGAUUUAUAGCUGCCGAUAUCAAAGGCAAUGGCAGCUGGACGCAGAUGCUGCUGAUAACGGAUUAUCAUGAGGUGGGCAGUCUGCAUGACUAUCUAUCCACAUCGGUUAUAACGCCGCAGAAGCUGCAGCUGCUCGCCUAUAGCUUCAGCUCGGGUCUGGCGCAUUUGCAUGAUGAAAUCUUUGGCACGCCAGGCAAACCCGCCAUAGCGCAUCGCGACAUCAAAAGCAAGAACAUCUUGGUUAAGCGCAAUGGUCAGUGCGCCAUAGCAGACUUUGGGUUGGCGGUCAAGUACAUGUCCGAGCUGGAUGAAAUACACAUUGCGCAGAAUACGCGCGUGGGCACGCGUCGCUACAUGGCGCCCGAGGUGCUCAGCCAGGCGCUGAAUCCGCAGCAGUUCGAGGAGUUCAAGCGCGCCGAUAUGUACUCCGUGGGGCUGGUGCUGUGGGAAAUGGCGCGUCGCUGCUACACGCCCAUUACGGGCACCAAGACCACCACCUGCGAGGACUACGCGCUGCCCUAUCACGAUGUGGUGCCCUCGGAUCCCAGCUUCGAGGAUAUGCACGCCGUUGUCUGCAUCAAGGGCUUUCGUCCGCCGCUGCCUGCGCGCUGGCAGGAGGACGAUGUGCUGGCCACUGUGGCCAAGAUAAUGCAGGAGUGCUGGCAUCACAAUCCCACUGUGCGGCUCACUGCGCUGCGUGUGAAGAAAACGCUUGGCCGCCUAGACAUGGACGCGCUCAAUGAUAUGCCCAUGAAAAUAGUCUAGUUUAUAUAACUAUCCUUAGUUAGUUUAGUUACGUUAGCUAAGCUGCAUUUACUUUUCACACUUGCAUUAAGUUGCACAAUUUGUGUCUUAUCUAAGCCUAAGCCGCGCACUGAUUCGUAUGCCUAGAACUUAAGUCCAAACGAAAAUAAUCAUUGGUUAAUGAAAUGCUUUAACUAUUUGCGAAAUAUUUUUCUAGUUUAAACGCUGUACAUACGUUAGCGUCUAGUUUAUGUCUUUAUUUUGUAGCUCUCUAAGUCUCUAUAUGUCUUCUAUAUAGCGAAGCAUAUGCCUGCUGCCUUUUGUAAAAUCCACUGAAUUAGCUGCCUAAGCCAGACAAGAAGGAUCCGAAGCCUUCACUCUAAUUUAAGCUUAUUGCUAAUAUUUUGUGUUUACUUUUGUUUUGUGUAAAUAGCAAACAAUGUAACUGUAUCAACUAUAUAUGUAUUGCUUUGUAUAUAUAACUAGCCACGUAAGUUUACUGUAAUUCGAUUGAAUAAUUUUUGAUUUUUCGUACACACACACAACUAAAGUUUUUUGAACGCAAAACGUUUAGUUAAUUU